This is a messenger RNA of Chlamydomonas reinhardtii, 2949 nucleotides long. RefSeq lists its product as uncharacterized. Gene Ontology annotation, biological process: protein complex oligomerization; protein folding; response to heat. The transcript has 6 exons. The coding region runs from base 44 to 2578 and encodes 844 amino acids. Lineage: Eukaryota; Viridiplantae; Chlorophyta; Chlorophyceae; Chlamydomonadales; Chlamydomonadaceae. The record is from RefSeq and is a predicted model, not a curated record.
CCGUUGCAUGCAUGGCCGCAACUGCCUCCUUAGCUAGGCAGCCAUGACCAAGGCAAAGCCGGCCAAGCGCACGCCGGCCGCGGCCGCGGCAACAGGGCUCGCAGCAGCCGGGGUGGCGUCGGCGCGACCCUCCCUCGGCGCGCAUGUUGUUAGCCCCGCGACGGCCUGCGGCCUUGGCCCUGUGACGCCUUCUGGCUGCAAGUCUGGCAGCAGCAGCAGCCGGCGCCGGCGCUCCUGGGCCGCUGCUCUGCUGCACCUGGGCCGGCGAGUCAUUGACCCCUUCGGCCUGCUGUUCCCGCGCGACGACGCCGACGAUGACGCCGAGCAGCAGCAGCAGCAGCAGCAGCAGCAGCAGCAGCAGCAACAGCAGCAGCAGGAGCAGCAACAGCAGCAGCAGCAGUAUGGGCAAGAGCGUGCUGAGACUGCAGAAGGCCGCGUUGAGGGCGCUGCUAGCGCCGCUGCGGCUGCAGCGGCUGCUGCAGCGGCGGCGGCCGCUGCAGCGGCCGCAGCAGCCGAGGGUCGACAGCGCGGUGCGAGCAGCAGUGGCGGCGCCGUCCGCUCGGGCAGCGCCGCGACCGUCCGCACCACCACCACCACCACCAGCGACGGCGACGGCGACGGCGGGUCAUUGCAGCAGCAGCAGCCGCAGCCAUCGCCAACAGACCGCGGCGGCGGCAGCAGCGCCGCAGGGUCUGAGUCUGAGCGGGAUGCGGAGGAGGGUGAGGAGGCAGAUGAGGAUGAGGCGGAUGAGGAGGAGACGCCUGAGUCCCAGUCUGAGCCUACGUCCGAGUCGGAGGGCUCGGAGGAGGAAGCUGAAGGGGAGGAGGGUGGGGAAGAGGAGGAGGAGGAGGAGGAUGAAGUUCUGCAGUCUGAGUCGCUUCUGGCGGCGGCGCUGGGUGAGAUGUUUGAGGAGCAGGAGGCGGUGGCGGCGGCGGCGCGGGCGGAGGAGCAGCAGAUGGAGGAUGAGGCGGCGGUGGUGGAGGCGGCAGCGGAGCGCGCGGCGGAGGCUUGGGCCGCUGCCAAAGGCGAGGCGGAGGCGUUGGAGAAGGAGGAGAAGAUGGGGGAGAUGGGGGAUGGCGGGAACGUGGUGGUGCCGCAAGGGCUGGAGCUGAGGUUGAAUGAGGCCUGGGAGGAGGGCAUCCGCGAGGCCAUGGCAGCUACAGCCACAGCACCCGCCGCUACUGUCGCUACAGCCACAGCUGUGCUGGCUGUAGCUGGUGAUGGUGGCGGCGGCGCCAGCGGCGGUGACGGCGACGGCGAAGGCGCCGAUGCCACCGGCAGUAGCAGCAAGGAUGGCAGUGGCAGCGCUGCGGCCGCAGCCACUGCUGCUGAGGAGUCGGCCCCCGGCGGCGGCGCGGCGGAUGCACCUCGCCGUGAGGUCCUCAUUGCGACCGGCAAGCGCGUGCACGCGGCUGUAGCACCGGCGGCAGCAGCAGCCGAGGCGGCUGCAGCCGAGGCAAAGGCGGCGGCGCAGCCGCCGCGCCCGCGCCUGGGAUACCACACGCCACUGGGCGGUGGCCGUCGUGUUGGCGGCGUUACUAAUCUCAUCAUCGGCGGCGCAGCCGGCGGCGGCGGCACCAGCGGCGGCGGCAGUAGCGCCCGGCGGCUGCAGGAGGGCGAUGCUACUGCCGCUAUGGUCGGCGGCGCCGCGGAUGCGGCGGAGGAGGCGGCGGCAGUGGCGGCGGCGGCAACGCCCACCCGCUACCCGAUGGAUGUGUAUGAGGACGAAAUGAGCUACGAGCUGCAGGCGGACGUGCCGGGUAUGACGGAGGACCAGCUGGUGGUGGAGGUGGCGCAGCACCGCCUCACCGUGGAGGGCAGCGCGGCGCAGGUGCUCGAGUCCCACGUGCGGCCGCUCACGCCCGAGGAGGCCGCCGCCGUCGCGGCGGCCGCCGCCGCCUCGCCCGGCCGCCGCCAGCCGCGUGCCGUCAGGACGGAGCGGCGCCGCCGCCGCCACUUCAAGCGCACCUUCCGCCUGCCUCACGACGUGGACGCCGCCGCCGUCACCGCCUCGCUGCGCGACGGGGUGCUCAUCGUGCGGCUGGGCAAGAAGCAGCGGACGGGCGAGGCGGAAGGAGGUGGUGAUGAUGAUGGAGGUGGAGGUGGAGGCGGUGGUGGUGGCGGUGGUGGCGGUGGUGGUAUCGGCACUGUGCCGCCCGCCAGAGCAGAGUCGGGUGGGGACGGGGAUGGAGGUCGUGGGCUGCAGCCGCUGUCACAGCCGCCAGACGCCGGCAUCUUUGUUGGCGAGGAAACCGGCAGCGGCAGCGGCGAUGGCGGCGGCUACGCUGGAGGCGGCGGCAGCCGCAGUCUGCUGCUGCAAAUGACGACGGAGGCCGCUGCCGUGACGCUGGCGGCGGCGGUGGUGGCGGACUCGGAGAAAGCCAUGGCAGCAGUGGAGGCGGUGGGUGGAGCGGGAGAAGCGCGUGGCGUCGGAAAUGAGGGUGCAGAGGAGGAGGUGGUGGCUGGGGGUGGUGGUGGGAGCAGCGGCAGGGGCGGCGGCGGCGUAGCAGUAGCUGGCAGGCCGGUGCCGGUACCGCCGGACACGCCGUGUCUGGAGCAGGGCACAGAACUGGUCUAGCUAUCUAGCCGCAUACGCAAAUAAGGUGGCGUUGGGGUGAAUCGGAUGGAUCAAAUGAAUGGUUCCCGUGCCGUAUCAUGUACAAUACAGUUGCAGGGGUACCGUGGUGGAUCCCGGCCGGGAAUUUGAAUCGUCAACGCCGACAGGGAACAAUGCGAACGUUGCUUGUCUUUCCAGCUGGGCGGCUGGGGCCCUAAAUGAUGCAAUGGUGUUCAGUGGAGCGCAGCUGUACUGCUGUAGUUGUGAAUGUAGCCCUGAUGUAGCGCAUGAUUGGUGUGGCAGGCCGCUUUCAGAUGGCUGCAAUACGAUGGGAUCUGUUGUACCGUGUGUGGGCGCACCUGUGUAUUUAUGCGCCAUCAUUUACAUUGCCA